GGAAACUGUGCCUUCUUCUGGGUUGACUCAUAUGACAAGCCCCAGUGAUCGACGCAACCAGCUUAGUUCAUAAGGCCGUUGUCUCCUGGCACAACAUUUGCACUUAGAAUGCAGAUUGAUUGAUGCGCGGAAGAUAAAUUGAAAAGCGCUUUCAGUCCACCAACCUCCUCGUCCUCGCGGUAUAUCUCGCGCCAAAAGAUGCCUAAUCAAGAUUUUGGUAAUCCCUCCGACAGCCCUCCAAUCGAUGUCAUCCCACCACCCGUCGAGCUGGACCAAAAGAAUCCUGUGCUCAAAGAUGAUGGCCGCCUCGAUGUUGAUCUCAACUCAUCAGUCGUUAAAUACCUAUCAUUCAUUCGGCGACAGUCAGAGCCCGCUCUUGAUGAUUUUCAAGACUGUGCUGCCGCCCCGUUACCUCCGUACUCGCCCUACCAACUAGCAGAAACGACAAAGUUCCACGUUAAGCUCAAUAUCGUUAUCCAAGUCGUUGGUAGUCGUGGCGACGUGCAGCCGUUUAUUGCUCUUGGCAAUGAACUGCAAAAGCAUGGCCAUCGCGUACGCCUGGCCACUCACGACGUCUUUGAUUCGUUUGUGCGUGGAUCGGGGAUCGAAUUCUUCCCCAUUGGAGGUGAUCCUGCCGAACUCAUGGCUUACAUGGUGCGUAACCCGGCGCUCAUUCCUAGCAUGAAGAGCCUCCGAGCUAGCGACAUCCAGAAGAAGCGCAAGAUGAUGGAUGAGAUGCUACACGGCUGCUGGUUAUCGUGUAUCGAACCAGAUCCUGUCUCAUCAGCUCCAUUUGUUGCUGACGCGAUCAUUGCCAACCCUCCAAGUUUUGCACACGUCCAUUGUGCGCAGGCGUUAAGCAUCCCUGUGCAUCUCAUGUUUACAAUGCCGUGGUCGACAACAAAGGCCUUCCCCCACCCGCUAGCUAAUCUUAAGAAUGCUGGCAACUCUGGCGCGGAGCCUCGGUUGGCCAACUCCCUCUCAUACUCCGUCGUAGAAUUCCUGACAUGGCAAGGCCUUGGCGAUGUUAUUAACGACUGGAGAGACGAGUUGGAUAUGGAGCCAAUCGCGUUUUCAGAAGGGCCUAAACUAGCAGAGACUCUGAAGAUCCCAUUCACGUAUUGUUGGUCUCCGGCAUUAGUUCCUAAGCCAAGUGAUUGGGGCACGCAUAUCGAUGUGUGCGGAUUUUUCUUCCGCGAACCUCCCAAUUACUCCCCGCCACCCGAACUAGUCCAGUUUAUCAACAGCGGACCGCCGCCGAUUUAUAUCGGCUUUGGCAGUAUCGUUAUUGACGAUCCGGAGAGGAUGACUAGCCUGAUUUUAGACGCUAUACACAGAUCCGGUGUUCGCGCUUUGAUCUCUAGGGGUUGGAGUAAUCUUGGUGGCGCUGCAACGGGAAACGUAAUGUAUCUAGGAGACUGUCCACACGAAUGGUUAUUCCAGCACGUAGCCGCUGUCAUCCACCACGGUGGGGCAGGCACAACGGCAUGCGGACUUUUGAAUGGACGGCCCACCACUAUCGUGCCCUUUUUCGGAGAUCAACCAUUUUGGGGAGAUAUGGUCGCCGCCGCCGGCGCUGGACCAAAACCCAUUCCUCAACAAUCCCUCACGGCAGAUAAUCUUGAAGCGGCGAUUAGGUUUUGUCUGGCGCCAGACGCUCAGGAAGCAGCUCAAGGAAUAGCGAAAAGAAUGAAAAUGGAAUCAGGUGUCAAGGCGGCAGUAGCUUGCUUUCAUUCCAACCUGCCCGAACGUACGCUCGAGUGCGAUAUCAUCAAGGGACAGCCUGCUGUGUGGACAUACCGCAAGGAAGGGAUUAAACUUAAGCUAUGCAAGACUGCGGCGGAGAUUCUAGCAAGCCACUUGGUCGUGGACCAGAAAAGGCUAAAAAUAAAUGAGAUCCGUCCAAUCGUCAUUGAGCCUCGCAGAUGGGAACCUAUUACCGGUACGGUGUCAGCAGCGAUCGGUGCAAGUCGGGAUAUUGUGAAAGCGGCUACAGACAUCGUAGCCAAGCCAGCGAAGGUCUUCAAGGAACGCCACAAAGAGCCUCUAUUAACACCAGAAGAAUCACAUCCAGGCCAGACGGCAGCGGGGACUGCAGUUAGCCUAGGUGGUCGAACCACUUUGGCUGGUCCAGUGAAGAGAGAGAAAGCAAGAGACUGUGUGAGUACUGUAAAGCUCAUGACAACUGCGUCAGCGUCUGGUGCUAUUGACUUGUUCAAGUCUUAUACAGGAAGUCUUGUGGCGAUCCCCUAUGCUUUCACAGAAGGUUUUCGAAAUGUACCGAGGCUUUACGGCGAAGAAGUUCGCGACAUUGGUACAAUCCGGGACUGGAAAUCUGGAACAGCAGCCGGUGCGAAGGUUUUGGUAUUCGGGGUCGUGGAUGGAGUAACAGACGUCUUCGUACUGCCCUACAAAGGUGCCCAGCAACAGGGGGUAGUUGGAGCCCUCAAAGGUGUUGGCAAAGGACUUGCCGGGAUAACAAGCAAGCUGUUCACAGCAACCAUUGGGAUAGCUACCUACCCGCUACAAGGUAUACAAAAAAGCCUGUGGGCAUUAGCUAAACCCAGCACCCAACAGUCAAUUGUGCUCGCAAGGCGUAUUGAAGGUUCAUAUCUGGCGUUCAAGGCCCGGCAAGCUGGCCUCGAAGAUCAAGUCGUGAUGCGAGAAUUUACCGCCCUGGGUACAAGGAAAUGAUCAUUAGUUCUCACGAUCGCCGCUGUACUACCACUCGGUUUUGGAUAGAUAAUAUAAGAUUUUGGAUUUCAGA
This is a messenger RNA of Truncatella angustata, 2767 nucleotides long. Its product is annotated as putative sterol glucosyltransferase. The record is from RefSeq and is a predicted model, not a curated record. Gene Ontology annotation, biological process: carbohydrate metabolic process. Lineage: Eukaryota; Fungi; Ascomycota; Sordariomycetes; Amphisphaeriales; Sporocadaceae. Gene Ontology annotation, molecular function: UDP-glycosyltransferase activity; hexosyltransferase activity. The transcript has 7 exons. Bases 199 to 2694 code for a protein of 831 amino acids.